This is a messenger RNA of Saccostrea cuccullata (small rock oyster), 2209 nucleotides long. RefSeq names its product neural-cadherin-like. The record is from RefSeq and is a predicted model, not a curated record. The annotation marks the transcript as partial. Gene Ontology annotation, cellular component: adherens junction; catenin complex. Gene Ontology annotation, molecular function: calcium ion binding; cadherin binding. Lineage: Eukaryota; Metazoa; Mollusca; Bivalvia; Ostreida; Ostreidae. The transcript is spliced from 9 exons. Gene Ontology annotation, biological process: homophilic cell-cell adhesion; cell-cell adhesion mediated by cadherin; adherens junction organization.
UUUGUGACGAUGACAGUAGACCACUGUCUGUCAGCGGACAGUUCUGAGGGACAGGAUCAGGACAGAGCGCCGUGUGAGAGCAGUGGAUUGACUCGCGGUGAAAACAUCUUCCUGAAUGUUAACGCACCUCUACAGAUGGGAGGGCGGUAUGAUGACACCGAUUAUCCCAAGGGCGUCAGUAACGAGAAGUUUAAAGGCUGCGUACGGAACAUGAGACAUAAUGGAGAGUUGUAUAACUUAUACACUAAGAACUUUUACCCUGGAAGUCAUGACAGCUGUCCUGAUGAGGACAAUGCCUGCCAAGGUUCUGUCGAUCAACCAAAGAAAUGCGGGGAGAAUGGGAAGUGUGAACUGGUGGCCCUCCCACAAACCACGCGGUGUAUCUGCAACCCGGGCUACCGAGGCACCAGCUGUGAGACAGCGACUACAGAGAAGUUUUUCCUGACCAAGAGUUACAUGGACUGGGCUCUACAGCAGCAGUUCCACGCCAGUCUGAAUACAAGGAGAAUGGACAUCCAGCUCAUGUACCGGACACGACAGAAACACGGCAUGAUUUUCCACGUCACUGGCGAGGGCAUCGGAGAGUUCAUCAAACUCGAGAUUGUAGAUAAUGUGAUACAAGUUCUAUACAAUCUGGGAGAUGGAAACAAAGUCCUUCAGAUGGUUAAUGUCACGGCAGCAGAUGGAUAUUGGCACACACUUUACUUCCAGCGUCGAGGACGAAGCAUUGUUUUAUCACAGGACGGGGGUGAAGGUCCAAUGUUUGUCGAGACGAGUGUGGACUCUAAAUACCAGGAACUGACCGUUAAACAGAAUCAGAUAUACGCUGGGGCAGAGGUCAGCUACGAACACUCUAAGACCAUUGACCAGACCAAUUCUAAAGACCUAGAAAACUCCUGUCUGAAUGACAUCCGUAUGGACAUGAAAUGGUUCCCGAUGACUGCCACAGAGAAUAGCCAGAAUAACGACAUCAAGAUGGUGGCCGAGGCACAAACAACGAACAACUGUACGCGUGAUGACUGCGCGGGAAAUAUAUGUGGAAUGAACGGAAAAAUCUGUAUACCUCUAUGGGGCAUGCAUAAGUGUGUGUGCCCCCCUCACCACCAGGAGAUAGGCGGAAAGUGUGUAUUUAUAGACUACUGUCAGAAUUCUCCGUGCCACCACCUGGCCACCUGUGUGUCAGAUAAAGAUAACACAGAGUUUGGUUAUUACUGUAACUGUCCCCCCAAGAUGAGCGGUCGUCUGUGUAACGUGUACAAAGAGCCAAUCGUGGUGACGGAAGCUUCUAGCUCGGUUUGGAUCAUUGUCCUGGCUGUUAUAUUGAUCCUGCUGCUUAUUGUUGUGGCGAUUAUUCUGGCGUACUACAUCAGACGCCGCAAGGCGCAAGAUCAGGAGAACAUCAUGAACUACGAAAAAGACGACUACGACAUCCGCGAAAACAUCGUAGAUUACGACGAGGAUGGGGCGGGUGAAGAUGAUCACGAGGGAUACGAUAUAAAUAGACUGAGGAAACCCGCGGACAUGACAAGGAUGGAUAAACCAAUCAUGGCCACCCACAGCAGGCCUCUUAAAUCUGGGCCACCAGGAGGUACGGUAGGGGACUUUAUCACGGAUCGCCUUGACGAUACAAACAACGAUCCUGACGCCCCGCCCCACGACACGCUGCACGACUUUGAGUACGAGGGGGAGGGAAGUGAUGCUGGCUCACUGAGUUCUCUAAACACGACAUCUUCCGGAGGAGACCAGGAUUACGACUUCCUCAACGAGUGGGGACCAAAAUUCUCCAAGUUAGCGGACAUGUACAAUAAUUAUGAGGACGAUUCAGACUGAUUAGGCUAGGGGAAAUUUUAAAACUAUGCAGGAAAAAUGAAAAAUGUCAAUAUGUUAUCAAACUGUAAAUGGUGAGAAAGGAAACUAUUUAAUGUUAUCUUGAGGAUUGGUAGUGGUCAGAAUUACCUGUACUAAGAAUUGGCACAUUGAUGCAGUUAUAAUCAAUUAAGACACUCUGAUGCAAUUAAAAUCGAUUUAGAUAUUUGAGGAAGUAAUGAUCAAUUAAGAAUUUUUAUUGAUUUAAAAUCAUAUAAGAAUUUUAAUAAAGUUUACUUAUAAUCAAUUAAGAAUUUUGAUUCACUUAAAAUCAUAAAAACAUUCAUAAAGUUAUAAUUAAUUAAGAAUUUUGAUUCGCUUAUAAUUAUUGAAGAAUUUUGAU